Molecule: messenger RNA, 4887 nt
Organism: Periophthalmus magnuspinnatus
Lineage: Eukaryota; Metazoa; Chordata; Actinopteri; Gobiiformes; Gobiidae
Gene: gramd1a
Product: GRAM domain containing 1A
Exons: 19
Coding region: 198-2945 (915 amino acids)
Biological process (GO): intracellular sterol transport
Cellular component (GO): endoplasmic reticulum-plasma membrane contact site; plasma membrane; endoplasmic reticulum membrane
Molecular function (GO): sterol transfer activity; sterol binding
Source: RefSeq, a predicted model, not a curated record
GUGAAGUUAAAAGUAACACAAAAAAGGAAGGAAGGGUGAGGACCUGCGCCUGAGCAUUAAACUAUGACAUUUGACGGCUAAUGGAAGAUACAUAAUAACUAAUCCAAGACAACAACCAAAUGUUGCUAAACUGAAGGAAAAGCACACUUUCGUGGAUCUUCAAACCAUUUGGAUGUGAGUACUAGCAGAGGGCCAAGAUGACUAUGACCUCUCCAGAACGCCUCAGUCAGCCCAUCCCUGUGCCGACGCUAACAGUCCUGCCACCGUCCUCGGACACGGAGUCAUGGUCGCGCUCGCCCAGCCCCCGCCAGACCCGAUGCCACCGCCACAGCCGUUCGCACCGCAGCCGCCCCAGGACAACCCGCCCGGAGGGCGAAGACCAGGGAUGUGCGCCUCUCAAACGCCAAUGGAGCCGGAGUCCCAAAGCAAAGCGUGUGGGGGCAGCAAUGGAUGAUCACGCUCUCUCUCAGAUGGAUAGAGAAGAAGAGCCAGGGGGGGACCGCUUACUUCUGCCCUCCCGUUCCCAGUCACGCAGCCCCUCACCCAGCCGUCGCUCCCGCUGGUCCCUGAAGAGCCUGCUGGGGAGGGAGUCGGAAUGGGACAGCUGCAGCACGGCCAGUAACUCCCCACGCAGCACCCCCGGCAGCUCCCCUUCCCUGCGCCGAAGGGUCCUGGGGGGAGGCAGGGCGAGCGAGAGCGAAGGAGGAGGAGGUGGAGAGAGGACCAGCGGAGGAGGAGGUUCUGACAGCCCCCUGCCCUCCGCCGCCUCUGCCUCCUCACUCUCUUCUGCAUACCCCAUCGCCUCAAGACACUUCUCACGCAAUGCCAAGAAAAUGCAGAGCUGGUAUAAUGUUUUAAGUCCCACAUAUAAACAAAGAAAUGAAGAUUUUCGCAAAAUUUUCAAAAAGCUUCCUGAUACAGAACGUCUAAUAGUGGACUAUUCGUGCGCUCUGCAGAAGGACAUUUUACUUCAGGGCCGUCUAUAUUUGUCAGAGAACUGGCUGUGUUUCUACAGCAACAUCUUCCGCUGGGAAACCACUAUCACUAUCCUGCUGAAAGAUGUCACCUCGCUCACCAAGGAAAAGACUGCCAAGCUCAUCCCAAAUGCCAUUCAGAUCAACACUGACAAUGAGAAGCACUUCUUCACCUCUUUCGGAGCCAGGGACCGGAGCUUUAUGAUGAUUUUCCGACUGUGGCAGAACGCACUAAUGGACAAGUCUCUAUCGCCUAAGGAGCUCUGGCACAUUGUGCAUCAGUGUUAUGGUACAGAGCUGGGUCUCACAAGUGAAGAUGAUGACUAUGUCUCCCCCACAGGCGAACACAUGAAUGGCCUACUGCCAGGGGAAGAGUCCAUCUCCGUCACAGACUUGUUGGACCUGAGCUCGGUGACUUCUUCAGGCAGCUCACCUCCUCCUCCUCCUCUUCCUCUGGUACCUCCUGUCCUCUCGCCCUCCUCCAGCAGCCUGGGAGCACCCGCUUCACCCUCCUCCACUUCCUGUCCGCCCAUAGAGGUGCCUUCCUCCUCAUCAGGACCCAGGCUGAGCAGUGACCCACCUGACCCCAGCCCACCCACACUUCAGAGCUCAGUACCCACCAUCUCUAUGCCCAGCAUCUCUGCCCCGGCCUCAGCUACUACCUCGUUUUAUCUGGAGGAGGGUGGGGACAGUCUGUCGGAAUCCACUAAUCAGAUGCAGCCCGUGCACACCACCAGCCUGGGAAACCUCUCCUCACUGGACAUUACCAACGAUGAGGACCUGCCCACAGACCCCAGCAACUCCUCUGACACGCAGGAAGAGAGUGAAGUGGAGUCUUUCUGUGCCAACCUGGGGGGCCGGCUGCACAUAAAUGCAGUGGUCGGCAUGAGUGUGGACAAGCUACACGACCUUCUCUUCUCUGCCGACACACAUUUCAUACAACAUCUCUUUUCCCAGAGACACUUCACUGAUUUGUCAGUGGGUGAAUGGCAGCAGGAUGGCAGCACAGGGAACACCAGUCGAGUACUGAGCUACACUAUCGCCCUGAACAACCCCCUCGGCCCCAAAACCGCUCCUGUUGUAGAGACACAGACACUGCAUAAGAGCAGUGUUCGGAGCGAGUGUUUUGUGGUGGACUCAGAAGUCAUCACCUCAGGCAUCCCGUACCAGGACUACUUCUACACUGUCCACCGCUACUGCCUGACCUCCGUGAACAAACACAAGAGUCGCCUACGGGUUUCCUCUGACAUCUGCUACAGGAAGCAGCCGUGGAGCCUGGUCAAAGCCCUGAUUGAAAAGAACACCUGGAGCGGCAUUGAAGAGUAUUAUAGACACAUGGAGAGUGAAGUAUGUAAAUUGGAGACACUGCUCCAGUCUGAGGUGUCCGUGGUGACAACAGGCGAACCAGUGGGCCCGGACACAGCCAAGACUCCCUCAUCUCUACGGCGACGCAAACGCACAUGCUCCAGGCGGCAGGGCGACCGGGACAGAGAGAGGGAGGGAGGGGGGCUGGGGUCAGGAGGCGCAGGGGACAGGGGUGUCGGAGAGGACCGCGACAGAAGUCAGUCAGCCAGUUCCCAAUAUAUGAAACUUGGAGAACGGCCUCGAGGUGGAGGACAAAACGUAUCCACUAUCCUCCUCAUAGUCAGCUUCAUCCUGGUGGUGCUGGUGGCUCUGAACAUGCUGCUCUUCUAUAAGCUCUACGGCCUGGAGAGAGCGGCUCACACACUGGAGACAUGGCACUCAUACUCCCUCUCAGACAGCCCUCUGCCUCAGUCGGCUGCAGAGUGGGCUCAGGUGCUCCAGCUGCAGAGACAAUUCCACCAGGCUCAGCUCAACAAGUGGCAGCAGAUCCUCCAGUCUUCUGUCGCGUUACUUGACCAGAUGAAGCAGUCUUUGGAGAAGCUCCAUCGGGGCAUUGUGGUGCCAGAGGUACAACAGGAGGGGCCCGACGACCCAACUGAAACGUGACCCCUCCCGUCUCCUCACAGAACCUGCAGGGGGACACAGAGACUACAUUACCCACAACCCCCUUUGUCCUGACUCACUUGAAAAGCGGCGUUGUUCAACCUCAGCCAACUUUUAAUCAAACUGUUAAGAGACCGUAAGCUACAAGGACCACAGCAAUAAAUUCUCACUUUUCGGUAUUUUUCCAUUUCACAAUUCUCACAGUUGACCACAAUCUCCUGCAAACUCUUCCUAGCGCAUUUCAAAAAAGGAACUAAUGGUUUCGCUCCUCUGAGAAUACUUUCCUCAAGCCUGCUGAAUCCAUGGAUGAAACCACAGACACUGUAUUCUAGCAUUUUCUAUUUUUAGAUGUCAGUUCAAAAUGUUCCACCUUCCAUCUGGAUUUCUAUCUUGUGUGAAAACGGUGCAAAAUUUGUAUAUCGGACCAUCCAGUAUUUAUUCUGAUAAUCUGAUCGUCCUGUCCUGCUAUGGUCGUGGUAUCUUGUGAUUUUUCAAAGCGUGGACCAAGACAAGCUUCACAAAGACUGAUGAGCAAUAAUGACAAUAGCGAUUCUUUUGAAUGUUUGAAAAAAGUAGUGUAUUACUAUAAUAAUAAUAUUGAAAUGCGUGGACUGGGGAAGAAUCAUUUCACGGAAUCCUGUUACAGACAUUUCAUAUUUUGUAUCAGAUUGUAUUGCCAUUCUUUUUAACAUAGACCAGUUCAAGAUUAGCAAAGCAUCUGCCUAGCCUGAAAAUGUAUGGUGAAAAUGGACCAACCAAGACAUUGUAGUUAAAAGGGAAUCCAGUAUUUUUUCUUUUUUCGUUUCAUUUCACAUGUUUAUCGCUGUCUUAUUUCAUCACUUAAAGGGCCUAUAUACAUUUUUUUAGCUAUGUUAUGAUGUUGUAUCCUCAUCUGAAACGUAGUUGUAAAGUUGUGAUUUGUUUCAGUCUAGGGUUGUCAAAAGUAUCAAAUCAGAUACUAAUCGAUACUAAAAGUAGUAUCGAAAAUAGAUACUCAUUUGAGCAGGUUUUGAAACAAAAAAAUGUCACAUUCAUAGGACAGAAAUGAACCUUUUCUGAACAGCUUUAGAAUGAUCUUGAGCUAUAUCAGAACAAGUAUAAGACGACAGACUUGUAUACGCACAUGGACCACUAUGGAAUCUACCGGGACGAAUGAAGGAUUUUAGUAUCGUGACUAUUGUACAUGUUUAGCACACAGAUUCCGCAUAUUUAGGCUUGGUCUUCUCUCAAACUGACUCACCGCCUUGUGAUGUCAUCAAGUGGUAACACAGGAAGUGCUCCACGCUCUUUUUAAACUCUAUACACCUUCACUAGAAUCAUUUUAAUAAUUUGCAGCCCUGUUGCCAAAUUUGGAAGCCAGAGGUCUGUGCAAUGCGAGAGCUAUUGUAGCUUUUCUCUGGCAAUCUCAACUGAGCAAACGGGAAGGGAAGUUCAAUUGAGACAAAAAAGCUGUUAACUUCUAAACUACCACUUAAUGACAUCACAAGGUUGAACAGAGCAAACAAAUUACAACUCUGGGUAUGUUUUUGAUGAGGUAACAACCUUCAAACAUGGCUAAAAGCUCUAGUAAAUUUUGUGUAAUAUAGAACCUUUAAUUUCAACCUCUGUGAUGUGAAAUAGUCCUCCACAUUCUUGAACACUCCACUUUGCCAGUCUUUGGGCUCUCUCUCUCUCUGCGUCUCACCGAGAAGUGGCGGAUGUGUACAGAAGCGCCCGGGCCCUGCUGUGCGCGGCCCGGCGUUUUAAAAGAAAAAAAAGAUGAUAUUUAUUAAAGGAGGAUGGAGGAGGGGGGGAGGGAGUGGUGCUGGCCCGACCAAGGGAGAGAAGCAAAAGAGGGUGAGAAUGUACUGUAAAGAUGUGAUUGUACAUGAGAAAAAACAUGGAGGAUAAUGAACAUGUCUAAAACACGCAAUACUGUCUUUGUUUUUAUUCUUUCUGUGUUUUU